CGACAAACGUGGCCAUUACGCGGUGCGUCGCGCGGAUGAAGUAUAUUUUUGGAGGACGAGGGUGGCAAGGGCGAAGGGGAUUCUACCACUGUUCCCUCACGCCGGCUCUGUUUUGCUACGCGAUUCGUCCUCUGUUUGCGCGACGACGAGGGAACGCCGCCGUGGACGCCGCAAAUUAAAUUAUUUCCGUCGCCGCGAAACGACCCGAGCAAGAUAACACCGAUUCACCUUCGUCAUCUUUUGUGUUUCGAAAGACUUUUGCUUUGCGAAAAAAUCCGAAUUUGGGACAAACCGAGUGACGUUGAUCACAAUGGCUACCGCACAAUUGAACAGAGCCAGAACUGUAAAGAAGCUCGAAAAACCACGGCCGCUUAAGCUGAACCAGCGCAAUUCGACCGUCGAUGGACGGAUCACGACUGUAGAGGAUAUAGUGUCCUUAAUCGACAAUGUUGCAAUGCAACUGACCAAUGGCUUCCAUGACCGAACGCUGCAAAUAAAUGUAAUCUCUAUGUGUAGUCAUCUGAAACUCUAUGCCAAUCAAUUAGAAGCUAUUUACAAAGAUCAGCUGGACCGGGCCUUUGUGGCGAUCAGAAAUGGGAGCCAGGACGACAGAUUAGAUCUGACGACCAGGGUUCAUCUGCUGGAACUCAUCGAGCUGCGAGCGAAACAAUGGCGUCACACCGAUUCGAUGGACGUGUACUACAUGCAGAAGUUGUCGCAUUUAGACAAUCAGAUCGAUUCGGUACCCGAUAUAUCUACGAACUCUCUGUCGUCCCCGUUAUUAACUUCACCCACCACGGCACCGACCCUGGGGCCUGGGGAAGUGAUCAAGAAUAGUGGAAAGUUCGCGAAGCCUACGCGCAUACCGGGGAAAAAUUAUUGUAAAGACGAGGUCGUCAUUCGCAACAGUGACUCGGGCAAAGUGAUGGGAAUAAAAGGGCGGCGGGUUCACAUGAUAGAAGAGCUCAGCCAGACGAUCAUCUCCUUCCAGCGAGUAAACCCUGGAGCUAAAGAACGACUUGUCCAAAUCACGGGAACGUCCGAGGACAAGAUUCAUUAUGCGAAGGACUUAAUCAAAGAUACGAUACAACGAAAUGCAUCGCCAGUGAGACUGGAGCAGAGCACCGGCGGCGAGAAAGGAGCCAUGGGAGGUUCCAGCUCUUCACUCAAUAGUAGCGCGUCGGAUGAGAGCAACCGGCUGCAACAACAGAAUCAACAGCACAACUCCCGUUUACGUUCGUCCCUCCUGCACAGUCUCUCCACCAACGACGCCAGCAUAGGCGAAUACAAGUACACCGUCACCGUCGGCAAUCAGUCCCUCAAAAUUACGGGCUGCAAUCUCGACCUUGUCAGGACGGCAAAACUGGUGCUGGACGAACAUUUCUUGGGCGAUUCUGAGAACUUCACUAGUGGGAUAGAAUACUUCAAUUACGAAGAUGAGCCCACCUUUUCCGUAACUACCACCCCCCCUUCCAAUUUUCCCCGCACGCCGUUGUCGCCGUUGGACAAUGUGAACGCUCCUGUUUCUCUAGGCCGAGAGUUAAGUGUGGAAAGCGCCGCGACCUCCUCGGAGAGCGAAGAAACUUACAAGCCUCGUCCGAUCCCUGAGGAGCUAGGCUCGACUCAACAAGUUCCAGAAGCGAGAGAACUUACGUACGAGUUUCUACUCCUAUGCGCGGCGGGCCCGUACGCAAAGCGGCCCCCCGCUGAUUGGGCGCGCAUACAGAAGGAAUGUCCCAAUAUAGUUCGUAAGGCACCGAUUCGCUGGUUCGAACCGGAAGCGUACAAAGCCAAGCUAGCAGCUGCUGGUCCCGUUGCAAUAUUGCCGAUCGGCGAAGCGGAAACCGAUCCCGAGUGAGGCCGGAGGUCAAUUUGUCGCCUUCCUCCCAUUAUCCUCUCCCACCCUAGUGAUGAUAAGGUUUCAGAGAACACGUGUGUGUGUGUGCUGUAACGUCUUGUCGAUCGUAAGAAAUUUGAGAGAAAGGAAGAUUAAGAAGACAAGAAAAAGAAAAUACCUUCUUCAAGGGAAAAAAGAAGUGAAGCGUACGUCGAAGAAUUUCGUUGACAAUAUCUCGAGGAAAAUAAAAGAAAUGUCUUCGUCGAGGAGAUACAUCUAAAUAAAAAUUGUCGGACGUGCGCUUUAUGCAAUCAAUACGCUAGUCAUUAGAGUGAAAAAUGUUUUUUAUUUAUUCAUAAAAAUUAUCGUAUACGCAGUCAUUUUGCGAUCAAUUGUCUUUUCGAUCGAUUACACGUCGUUAUAUGCGAAUCGCGUCAAUACUGUACGGCACGCACGCGAUUUGUAUAACAUUCUGUCGCGGGACAAUGUCGACAAGUGCAAGAAUGUUACGUUAGUUAUUAAUGACAAAAAAAAGAGAUAAGAUCGAUUUGUUGAAACCACACAUUGAAAGACAACAGUUGUUAACUUUCGUACGCGUUUAGAUAGAAUUAUAGUAGCGUUAGAGACUGAGGAAUUAGAAUCGUGCAUUCGAGAGAGGAGAGGAGCAUCUUUUAUAAGCGAGAUUUAUAUUAUUUAUAACGAUUUUGCUAUUCGCCUAAUCGAAAAGACGCGUUUCUCGACAGAAAGGAUUAAUCGUGAACGACUAAUAUUUUACUUUAGAAGAGUACACGGUAGAGAUAACGUUACAAGAACAAAUCCUGCGCUUUUUGUAAGUAGCGAUUCGGAGGGCGGUGGUGUUUCCCAAAUUCAGAGAUUUCAAUCUCGCCGUGUAACGAGCAGUGUUACGCGGCAAGAAAUGAAAUCGUGAUUUAGCAUAGUCUAGUCUACCUAUUUCAACGUAGGAAUUACCAUUCUUUUGGUAUUUACUCUGCUGUGACGCAAUAACCAAAAAAUGUAAAGAACGGAGGAAAGGGAAUUAAAUUUUUUUGAGAGUUUAUAUUUUAUAUACGCUAAAGGAAAGCGUUCGUGUGCUAUGUGCAGUACAUAUAUAUAUCGUGAGGAGAUUGUAGCCAAGUUUUCUUGCUUGACUAUUUUACUGUAUAAUUAGCAUGAGAGUGCCUCAUUCUGAUAAAACGUGAGAUAAUCGCAAAAUUGUAUAAGCGAGAUUGUUACCAAAAAAUUUCUUACAUGCGGAAUUUUAUCUUGCUUUUAUUUUAACAGAUUUAAGAUUUUCACCUCCUUGUGACGUC
Molecule: messenger RNA, 3147 nt
Organism: Trachymyrmex cornetzi
Lineage: Eukaryota; Metazoa; Arthropoda; Insecta; Hymenoptera; Formicidae
Gene: mxt
Product: Eukaryotic translation initiation factor mextil
Exons: 11
Coding region: 311-1858 (515 amino acids)
Biological process (GO): regulation of formation of translation initiation ternary complex; positive regulation of translation
Cellular component (GO): cytoplasm; RNA cap binding complex
Molecular function (GO): translation initiation factor activity; RNA binding; eukaryotic initiation factor 4E binding
Source: RefSeq, a predicted model, not a curated record